This is a messenger RNA of Syzygium oleosum, 1396 nucleotides long. Its product is annotated as putative hydrolase C777.06c. The coding region runs from base 87 to 1109 and encodes 340 amino acids. NCBI's taxonomy places the organism in Eukaryota, Viridiplantae, Streptophyta, Magnoliopsida, Myrtales, Myrtaceae. The transcript is spliced from 10 exons. The record is from RefSeq and is a predicted model, not a curated record.
GACGGAUCUUGAGUCGCGCUCCUCCGGCGGAGCCACCGUUCUCUUCACGCCAUCGCCGAGCUCUCUCUGUGAUUCCUUUGGGAUCGAUGGAGGUCGGAGGCGCGGGGAUCGGCCCGAGCCGCGCCUCGAACGGGCCGGCGGCGGCGGCUGGCGGGGGCGGGGGCGGGGGCGGCGGGGGCGGCGGCGGCGGAUCGGCCUUGAUCUUUCUGGGGACGGGGUGCUCGAGCGCCGUCCCCAAUGCGAGGUGCCUGAUCCAGCCGUCGGACCCGCCGUGCCGCGUCUGCUCCCAGUCGCUCCUGCUCCCGCCGGAUGCUAACCCUAAUUACCGGUGCAAUACUUCUCUUCUUAUUGAUUACUGCCCGAAUAAUACUAAGCAUAGCUAUAUAUUGAUUGACGUUGGGAAGACAUUCAGGGAGCAAGUAGUUCGGUGGUUUACAUUAUAUAAGAUUCCUUGUGUCGAUUCAAUAAUCUUGACUCAUGAACACGCUGAUGCAGUUCUUGGUCUGGAUGAUGUUCGUGCCAUACAACCUUUUAGUCCCACGAAUGACAUUGAUCCAACUCCUAUAUACUUGAGUCAGCAUACAAUGGACAGCAUUGCAGAGAAAUUCCCAUACUUGGUUCGGAAGAAAUUUAAGGAAGGUCAGGAGGUGAGACGAGUUGCACAGCUUGAGUGGAAGGUUAUUGAGGAAAAUUGUGAGAAAUCAUUUGUUGCUUCAGGCCUGCAAUUUUUUCCCCUACCGGUGAUGCAUGGAGAAGACUAUGUAUGCCUUGGAUUUCUUUUUGGAGAAAAAUAUAAGGUAGCUUACAUAUCUGAUGUAUCUCGCUUCCUCCCAAGCACAGAGCAAGUUAUUUCCAAAAAAGGGGUUUGGCAGCUGGAUCUUCUUAUCUUGGACACUCUGUACAAGGAAGGAUCUCAUAAUGUUCACUUUUGCUUGCCUCAGAGUCUUGAAGCCAUCAAGAGGAUAUGUCCAAAGCAAGCUCUACUAAUUGGAAUGACUCAUGAGUUUGACCACGACAAGGACAAUGAAUCUCUUAUUGAGUGGUCAAGAAGAGAAGGAAUCAAUGUGCAACUGGCACGCGAUGGCUUGAGGGUUCCCAUAGAUCUGUGAUGAUUGGCAAGAUCGGACAUUGAGUUGUCAGAUUAGGAGUAUAUAUGGUUCCACAACCCACAACCCAUGUUGGGUCAACGGGAUGACGCCCACGCUCAAGCAGUUACGUGAUUUAUUGUCCUGGCCCAGUUUCAAAUUGAUUUGGAAGGUGCUUCACGUAGCGAAGGGCACCCUGCUGACUAACGAUCACUAUAUCAUUACCAUGUUGCAUUGCUAAUGCUCUGAGAUAAAGGAGUCUGACGCCUUAGCAUAGUGCGGUUUGUACGUGUUCUGUAACAUUGAUUGAA